AUCAUUCGACACCAUUACCCCAGAAACCCCAGAUUGGUCCAUGCUGUCCAGAAUACCCCUGAAUAAACAUACAUGUAGGGCUGCCAACCUCUUUUUUUCUCUCCCUCGCAGUUCUCACGAACCUCAUGUCCCGUCAUUUCACUUCAUUUAGGGCCGCUAAGACGCCGUCAUUGAUACAUCCGGGCGAUCUUCAGCAUAUACUCGUCAACUGGAGCGAAUGCUCCGUUCCUCACGUCAUGAAGACGUUCAUUACGUCAUGAUUCAGUACUCCCUUUCUUUUGCUGUGACAAUUUGAAAACGUGAGAAAGGGGAUAAAAGCUCGUAGAAUCCUCUUAGGUGGUAGAUAGUUGAUUACAUUCAUCUUGUCAUUGCUGGUGAAGAUUGUAUCGAUCACAAUGGCUCCCAACGAAACCCCAUCCUGGGCGACGAAAGCCCCCUACGCGCCACCAGCCAACGACUUUGACAUCAAACUCCAAGGAAGCUGUCACUGCGGCCAUGUGAAAUACAAUCUGAGCAGGGAUAAACCGUUGGCGUCCAAAUUCUGCCAUUGCAAUGACUGCAAGAUUAUUCAUGGUGCUCCUUUCCAAUGGGCUACAGUCUUCCACAAGGAGGACCUUUCGUUUCCCAACCUCGAUACGGACUCUUUGAAGUUUUAUAACUCGUCUUUCCAUGAGGAAGGUGAAGGCAAGCUUCAGCUCCCGCACAAGGUCGCCUGUAAGCACUGCGGAACCUGGCUAUUCGACGAGGGGAGGAACAUGAUUCUCCUGUUCCCGACCACAGUCCAGUUUAAGAGCACUGCGGCGAGGAGGAAGUUCGACGUGCAAAUGCACUUGUUCUAUGGCAACAGAGAGUGUGACAUCCCAGAUGGGACACCCAAGUGGAGCGGACUAGACGAGAAGAGUGAUUUGAUGGACGAGAAAUAGCGCUGAGUAGAACCAAUAGAGCUCUCAAAAG
Messenger RNA from Emericellopsis atlantica, 954 nucleotides. RefSeq names its product Mss4-like protein. NCBI's taxonomy places the organism in Eukaryota, Fungi, Ascomycota, Sordariomycetes, Hypocreales, Bionectriaceae. The record is from RefSeq and is a predicted model, not a curated record. Gene Ontology annotation, molecular function: carbon-sulfur lyase activity. The transcript is spliced from 2 exons. Bases 396 to 923 code for a protein of 175 amino acids.